Molecule: messenger RNA, 3764 nt
Organism: Mytilus trossulus (common blue mussel)
Lineage: Eukaryota; Metazoa; Mollusca; Bivalvia; Mytilida; Mytilidae
Product: E3 ubiquitin-protein ligase MARCHF6-like
Exons: 25
Coding region: 12-2735 (907 amino acids)
Cellular component (GO): endoplasmic reticulum membrane
Molecular function (GO): zinc ion binding
Source: RefSeq, a predicted model, not a curated record
CAAAAUCGAAAAUGGACGAGCCUCUGGAUCCAGAUGGACUCUUAGAUAUUUGUCGAGUAUGUCGAUGUGAGAGUACACCAGACAAACCAUUGUUCCAUCCAUGUGUCUGUACUGGUAGUAUCAAGUUUGUUCACCAAGAGUGCUUGGUACAAUGGUUGAAGUACAGUAGGAAAGAAUAUUGUGAAUUAUGUAAACAUAGAUUUGCAUUCACACCCAUUUAUUCCCCUGACAUGCCAAAGAGGUUACCAGUAAAGGAUAUAUUUGGUGGAUUAUUGAAAAGUAUAGGCCGAGCUGUCAGAUACUGGUUACAUUAUACAUUGGUAGCUUUUGCUUGGCUCGGAGUUGUACCACUAACAGCAUGUCGAAUAUACAGAUGUUUGUUCACAGGAUCUGUCAGCUCUUUGUUAACCCUGCCGUUAGAUAUGCUUUCAACGGAAAACAUAGCAUCAGAUUGUUUCUAUGGAUGUUUUGUUGUCACCUGUACAUUAUGUGCGUUUAUAAGUCUGGUAUGGUUACGAGAACAGAUUCUUCAUGGUGGAGGACCUGAGUGGUUAGAACAAGAUGACCAAGGACAGAAUCCACAAAGGAAUUUCUUGGAUGCAGGGAUGGUUAAUAACUUAGUUGGAGGCUUUGGAGGUGGAGCUCCAAGAGCAGCCCCAGCCAAUCAAAAUGAAGAUAACAACCAACAAGCACCUGCUGGAGAAGUGAAUGAAGAAGAAGUUGAGGAUGAUGGGAUUGAAGGUGGUAACAAUGGCAACAAUGCUGCUCAAGAUGAAAUAAACUGGAACCCUAUAGAAUGGGAUAGAGCAGCAGAAGAAUUAACUUGGGAACGGCUUCUUGGACUUGAUGGAUCAUUGGUAUUUUUGGAACAUGUAUUUUGGGUGGUUUCAUUGAACACAUUGUUUAUAUUGGUAUUCGCCUUUUGUCCUUUCCACAUUGGACAUUUUACAUUAGUUGGACUUCGACUAGAUGAUAUUAUGGAAUCUACACAUUAUGAAGGACUUUUGACUACUAUGAUUGGCUAUAUUGUUAUAGCAUUUUCUCUUGUAGUUUUAUACAUGUUAUGUGCCAUUGCCAGGCUUAAAAAGUUCAGAAGAGUCCUAGGCCUAUGUUACAUUGUAGUUAAAGUGAUGUUACUAGUAGUCAUAGAGAUUGGAGUCUUCCCUCUUAUCUGUGGGUGGUGGCUCGAUAUAUGUUCUUUGUCGAUGUUUGAUGCCACCCUUAAGGACAGGAAGAAUAGUUUCCACCUAGCCCCAGGAACCUCCAUGUUUAUCCAUUGGUUGGUGGGGAUGGUUUAUGUUUUCUACUUUGCUUCCUUUAUUUUGUUACUGAGAGAGGUGCUCCGACCAGGAGUAUUGUGGUUCCUGAGGAAUUUGAAUGACCCAGAAUUUAACCCAAUACAAGAGAUGAUUCACCUGCCAGUAUACAGACAUGCCAGAAGAUUUACAGCUUCAGUGAUUAUAUUUGGGAGUACAGUACUACUGAUGCUAUGGUUACCAGUUCGAGUUGUCAGAAAAAUAUUCACUGGAUUCCUGCCAUAUCAUGUCAUGUUAUCUAGUGAUGCCCCAGUUAGUGAGUUAUCUUUAGAAUUAUUGUUACUACAAGUGGUACUACCAGCUUUACUGGAACAAGGCCACACCAGGAUGUGGCUGAAGGGUAUGGUCAGAGGAUGGACGCUAGGCAUGGCUUAUAUUCUUGGCCUGAGAUCAUAUCUACUUGGGGAUGUACCAAUAAACAAUGCAGACAAUGUGGUAGAGGGUGACCAGCCUGUUCAGCACGCAGCCCCGGCCAAUCUGCCACAACCUCCGCCAGGAGGAUUAGGAGCUGCUCACCAGGCUAUGCUCCAGGGAGGUGGGCCAACUGGAUUCCAGGCCUAUAAAAGACCUUCAAUAUUCCAUUUUAGAAUUGUAUUGUUGGUGUUGCUGAUGUGUUUUACCUUAUUCUUCUGUAGUCUUUUGUCUUUGGUUUUACCUGUAUGGUGUGGUCGUCAGUUGAUGGCCCUGUGGAUGGGAGAGGCUAAGGUCCAUGAGUUAUAUACAGCAGCAUGUGGACUGUAUAUCUGUUGGAUGUUCCUUCGUAUAGGUACUGUAAUGUACAACUGGAUACCACAGGGAACAGCGGCUAUACUCAAUAAGGUCAAAGAGUGGUUCCUUCUUGCCAUGAAGUGUUUUAUAGUAGCAGCGUUACUGAUAGGCUUUGUUCCUUUACUCCUGGGACUGUUGUUUGAAUUAGUCAUUGUAGCUCCCCUCAGAGUACCUCUUGACCAGUCUCCUAUUUUCUUUCCUUGGCAGGAUUGGGCUCUAGGAGUUCUCCAUGCCAAGAUAGUUUGUGCAAUAACAAUGAUGGGACCACAAUGGUGGUUAAAACGAGUCAUAGAACAGAUAUAUAAUGACGGCAUAAGAAACAUCAACCUGCGAUUCAUCAUUACAAAACUGUGUGCUCCUGUGAUAGGUGUCCUGGGCAUGUCAUUGGCGGCCCCUUAUGUAGUGGCCAAUAGUAUUGUACCAUUUUUAGGUUUUGGUUAUGAAGCACAAGUUCUAGUACUGAGACGUAUUUACCCCUGCCUGUUGGCCUGUUUAAUUAUUGUGUUAUUUGGAGUAUUCCAAGCUAGACAGUUCAGGAGAUUGUAUGAACAUAUUAAGAAUGAUAAAUAUCUAGUAGGUCAGAGGUUGGUGAACUAUGACUCCAGAAGGUUAAUUAGAUUCCCUACUCCGAGUGUGCAAUCAUCAUCAUAGCAUUAUCGUGUUUUUAUGACGACCACCAAGUUGUAUAUUGAUUAUAUUACCAACAAGACUGAUACAUCUAUAAGGUUUUAUACAUUGUUAGGGUGUAUAAUUUAAAAGUGCUGAUGAUUUCUUGUGUAGGAAUUUCAUAAUGUGAUCUGUCUAAGGAUGCUUUCCAACCAAAAAUUACAUGAAGCGCUAUACUGCCAUUUAAUAUUUACCAAUUAAAAAGGAGUCAAUUUAAACGUGGAAAAAAAUAGUAGUCAUUUUAUUGACCUGUAGCCAUGGUGUUGUAGAUAAAAGUCAUUGGUAUCUAGUCUGAUGAACAAUGAUAUUAGAGCUGUUUGUCCAUUGUAGAUCAAUUUUAAUUUUAAUUGAAAAUUUCCAACCAAUGGCAUUUGAAUUAAUGGAUGAUAACAGUACUUAUUUUCUAUUUUUAGUGAAAUAUUGUAAACUUAAUAUAUAUGAUAAAAGUUGUAAUGUUUUGGUAAGAAUUUGUUGCAUAUUUUUUUUUAUUGUAUUUGAAAAAAUGAAACUUUCCAGAUUUUUUGCUUAAAAUACCAAACUUAAUGUUGAGGAUUAUAUUAUGUCAAUUAGAUUUUGUAAUAAUUGAUUUAGUGUCAGCAGUAUAUGAUAGACUUAGAAAUAAUCUAUAUUAAUUUCAAUCAGCAUUAUAUACAUAUGUGUUUGCCAAAGAUGGAAGCAUAAUACUGAUCAUGAAAGUAGAUCUUUUCUUCAAUUGAUGCUCAUCAACUUAUAAAAAUAUCAGAAUACUAACUUACUGCUUACAAAGUGACUUGAUAAUUAGAUGCGCUAAUUAAAGUUUAAUUUAUGAUUUUUUUAGAAAGUAAAACAUUGAAGAAAACAUCACAUGUUUUACUUUAUGUAAUAUACCACUUUCCAAGGCCAGUCAACAUUGAAAUCUUACCUUGAGAUUUGCAUUACUGUGUUUGAUGGGAAAAUUCCAUUAAAGCUUCUGAUUGGACAAUUUUAUUAAGGCUUCUGAUUGGACAAUUUUCUUUUGGAGGUCAGACCACAUAC